AUGAUCUUCCGCCUCGAGGCGCUCCGCCUCCUCGGCACGGCGUUUGGCGGUGCGGUGCUUGAGCGCACCUUCUUUUCUGCACCUAAAGGCUCGCUGCGCACCCUCGUCUCGUCGUGCCGCCUGCCGGUGCGCCAGGCACUCGUGACGGACGUGACGCAGGGACAGUUCAAGCUGCUCGAUGACUUCUUCUGCAUCGCGCUGCCGUUCUGGAGGGAACUGCAGGGAGACCGCGUGGGCCUUGGGGCGUCGUGUCUGCUCCUCUCGGCGCUGCUGCCGACGAUGGUGCACCUGACCUACACGUCGAUGUCUCCCAACACGCGCUCUUCGCUCGGCGUCAUGAUGCCCAUUUUCGUGGCGCUGGCUAGCCAGUUCGUCGGCUACGGCCCCUCGCUGUUGUUCGUGGGGCUGCCGCCGUAUCUGCAGGCGCUCUACGCCCAGGCAUCUUCGGAGAAGGUCAUGCCCACGCUGCCUACGCCUGCGCCGGGCAUCUACGCUUGCAACUUGGCGCUCAUCGGCAGCUUCGCCACGUGGCUGCUGCAGCAGUUCUUCGACGUGCAGUCGCGGCAAUGGACGUGGGCCAACCUUGCGUUCCAGGCCUAUCCGCUCGCCAUUCUGGCGCCGCUGCUGCUCCUCGGCGCGCGCGAGGUGCCGAGGCCCAGCAGCGAGGGGGAUGCGCGUCUCGAGCUGGCAUCGUACGGCGCCGCAGAGGUGUCGUACUGCUUCGAACGCACGUGGGCGUACAAGCGCCAGUCGGCACUCGUCUCGACGUUCGUGUACUGGUACGGCAUCAACCGCCUCUAUCGCGGCUGGACGGCCGACGGCGCUCGCCUGACGGAUGCCUCGCACCUCACGCUCUGGAGCUUUGCGGGCACCGUCGUCUUUUUGCUGCUUGCUCGCCUGGCGGAGCAGACGUCGACGCGCAGCACGGCGCCGGUGCAGCCGACGACCGGCAAGGUGCGCAGCGAGAUGGAGCGCGAAUGCGACGCCGCACUGGCACGUGCGCCGGCGGGCAGCCCGACACUCGAGACGAACGCGCUGGUCCAAUCUCUGGCGGCACUGCUGCUGGGUCCGGGAGCGGCGAUGGGCCUCUGGUGGGCGCACGGCGAGGAGCGUGCGGGUUGGAUGGCGCGCCGUAGCUGGCGCGAGACGGCGGCGAUCAGCACAAAGAAGCCCGAGUGA
This is a messenger RNA of Tilletiopsis washingtonensis, 1179 nucleotides long. RefSeq lists its product as hypothetical. The record is from RefSeq and is a predicted model, not a curated record. Bases 1 to 1179 code for a protein of 392 amino acids. NCBI's taxonomy places the organism in Eukaryota, Fungi, Basidiomycota, Exobasidiomycetes, Entylomatales. The transcript has 3 exons.